Messenger RNA from Ixodes scapularis (black-legged tick), 1357 nucleotides. Its product is annotated as protein ALP1-like. The transcript has 3 exons. Lineage: Eukaryota; Metazoa; Arthropoda; Arachnida; Ixodida; Ixodidae. The record is from RefSeq and is a predicted model, not a curated record. Bases 281 to 1357 code for a protein of 358 amino acids.
AGCGGUACAUUUAUUUGGACAAAUGCCGCAUAAAAAGCCACUUUUAAAAAAUAUUUUCCUCAUUACGAGUAGUUAUAGUGGUACUUCCUUGGUAUACGACCAAGUAACUUAAUUUGUCAGCUAAGCUGUUGGAUACUGGUCGCGCCUCAAGCCAAACGCAUCCGUCGAGGGCUAGCCGACGCCGUCUCGUGUGCUCACCUUGCCCGUGGUGCAACGUGGUGCUGUCGAAGGUAACCUGCGGCAGCCUCGGUUCGGAUCAUCGGCUCCUUCCACGGGUGUGAUGGCGCGCUACAGCGUGUUGGGCGACAAUUUACUGUUAAAUGAGCUAACGUGGCCGGAGAUUGAAGCGAUAUAUUCUGUUCAAUCAGAGCCUGUCCCCAGACGCAACAUUGGGCAGCACGGAUUUGUAGAUGUUCCGAACAUGGACGAGUGGACAUUCAAAAGGAGCUUUAGAUUUGAAAAAAUGGAUUUAGAAGAUCUGGUGGCAGCUCUAAAAAUUCCAGCCGAGGUGAAAAGCGCCCAGCGAGUGAGGGUUCCGGGGUACGAGGCGCUGUGCAUGACCCUGCGAAGGCUGGCGUACCCCAAUCGCCUUUGCGAUUUAGAAAGAACGUUCGGGCGGCACAGCUCGGUCAUUUCGAGCGUAGUAAGCACUGUCAUGGCGCAUAUAGAAUACCAGUUUGGACAUCUGCUAUCAGACCUGACGAACCACAAGUGGCUUGACGUGCCCUGCCUCAAGAAGCUCUCCGAGGCGGUGCAUGCGAGAGGUGCGCCGUUAAAGAACUGCUGGGGCUUCAUCGACGGCACUGCCCGACAUAUCUGCCGGCCGUCGGUGGGGCAACAGGAGCAUUUCUCCGGACACAAGCGGCACCACGUGCAGAAAUAUCAAGCACUGAUGUCUGCCAACGGCAGCAUCUGCCAAUUAGAUGGCCCUUUUAAUGGGCGACGACAUGACGCAGGUAUCCUCAAAGACACCGCCCUUUAUGACAACUUGCAAGCCAUCAACCACGGUGAAAGAUACGUCAUCUACGGAGACCCAGCGUACCCACUGCGGCCUCUCCUUCUCAAGCCAUUUGGAGGCUCCCGCCUGCUGCCGCACGAAGCUCUCUUUAACAAGAGGAUGAGUACAGUCCGCCAGGCGGUCGAGUGGGGGUUUGGGAAGGUGGCCGCAGAUUUUGCUUUUGUGGAUUUCCACAAGAACCAGAAAAUGUCGCGUCAAAGACUUGGGCGCAUGUAUAAGGUUGCCACCCUACUGUCAAAUUGUCACACAUGCCUAUACGGCAGUCAAGUGUCUAAUUUCUUUGAGGUCGAGGCACCCGCCCUUGAUGAUUACCUUGUGCCCCUUUUCCUUGAUUCGUAA